Messenger RNA from Coffea arabica (coffee), 1305 nucleotides. Its product is annotated as beta-D-glucosyl crocetin beta-1,6-glucosyltransferase-like. The record is from RefSeq and is a predicted model, not a curated record. Gene Ontology annotation, molecular function: UDP-glycosyltransferase activity. NCBI's taxonomy places the organism in Eukaryota, Viridiplantae, Streptophyta, Magnoliopsida, Gentianales, Rubiaceae.
AUGUUACCGUUUUUGGCGCAUGGUCACAUAUCUCCAUUCCUGGAGCUAGCCAGGAAACUCACCGAUAGAGGAAUUCACAUCUGUCUUUGUUCUACAGCCAUCAAUUUAAGUUCCAUUUCCAAGGAAAUCAAGGGCAACUACUCUCAAUCCAUUCGACUCGUGGAGUUUCAUCUUCCAGAAUUGCGUGAACUUCCUCCUCACUACCACACAACCAAUGGCCUCCCAGCUCAUCUCCAACCAGUCCUCUUCGAAGCCCUGAAAUUGUCCAACUCUGAGAUACACAACAUCAUAAAAUCUCUGAAGCUAGACUUGGUGAUCUACGAUACAAUACUAUCUUGGCUUUCAGUAACUCCUUUAAGCACUUUUCCAUCGGUUUGGUUCCAAAUUACGAGCGCAGCCUUCUUGUCAUACACACUUCAUUUGUUAGUCAACUCCUGCUCAGAAUAUCCCUUUCCAGCCAUUUAUUUUUGGGAUUUUGAGUUUCACAAACUUCUUGCUGCCACUGGAGAUAAAACUCCGGUUGCUGGUGAAGUUUGCUCCUUUCCUAUGCUGGUUAAUACUAGUAGAGCGAUGGAAGGGAAAUCCUUGGACCACAUUGCUGGUGAGGAGGAUAUCGAGCUCAUGAAUUGGCUUGGACAGAAGGAUGUAAAUUCAACUGUGUUUACUUCCUUUGGCACUAUGUAUUUCCCAAGUGAGGAAGAGAUCAAAGAGAUUGCUCACGGAUUGGAGCUGAGCAAUGUAAAUUUCAUCUGGGCUUUAAGAUCUCCAGACGGUGACGAAAGUAGACUUGAAGAGAUUCUACCAACGGGAUUUCUUGAGAGAGUGAGAGGUAGAGGGAGAAUUGUUCAAGGAUGGGCGCCGCAGGCAAUGAUUCUUGGCCAUUCGAGCAUUGGUGGAUUUUUAUCCCACUGUGGUUGGAUAUCUUUAUCCGAAGGCAUAGAAUUUGGUGUUCCGAUAAUAGCAAUGCCUAUGAAUUUGGAACAGCCCCUUAAUGGAAGGGUGUUGGUGGAAAAUGGUGUGGCUGUGGAAGUCAUGAGAGAUGAAAAUGGUAGACUCAAGGGGGCAGAGAUAGCAAAAAUGAUCAACCAUGUGGUAAUUGGGGGUGCAGGGGAAACCAUGAGGCAGAAAAUGAAAGAUUUGAGGAAGAAGAUCAAAUCAAGUGAAGAAGACAAUCUGGAUGAACUUUUAACAUUGAUCGCCCAACUUUCUAAGAAAAACUCAGGUCAAGAUCCCAAUAUUGCAGGAGGACUUGGGACUUAAAACUGGACUUCUCCGAAGGCGUUCCUCAGCUGGUGUUCAGGGGUU